CCCAUCUAGCGGUGAAAUUGUAUUUUGCAUUCAAACGAAUAGUGCUCUCUAAUGCCUCGCGUUUUCAAAUGCGUAUUGCAACUACGGUAGCCAUUAUGUACCAAGAAGCCUACCUGUCGAGGAGAAAGCAGGCAACUUCAGCGUCCCUUUGAAAGUCUUUCUCCUUCAUUAGCUCUUUCCAUCUGGAAAAAGCUACCCCGAUGUUUACCCUCGUUUUUUUAAUUCGCCGGUUACGUUGCCUUUUUAAUUCCCUUUUUAAUUCCCUUUUUCUCUUUUUUGGCGACGAGGAUUCCUUCUCCUGUGGCUCGGCAUAAGUUUUAGGCUUUAAUCGUGUCAGAAUAGAUAAAUUCCUGACUGCUUCAUCAUUUACAGAAACAUAACUGGACACUACACACGGUAAACAGAGGGACACCAGGAUGGCCAUUGUGCUGUGCAGUAGAGCCAGGCUGGUCAGUUACCUCCCAGGGCUUCAUGUGUUGGUGCAUCGUGUGGCUGGAGCCAGAGCCUUUUCUGCUGCUGGAUCCUCGGGCUCUGAUGAGCCCCAUGUAGCCGUCACUCAUUCUGACAUGGGACUGCGGACAGUGUGGCCUGAUGAGAACAUGGGGCCUUUUGGACCUCAGGACCAACGCUUCCAGCUGCCUGGUAAUGUGGGUUUUGACUGCCACCUGGAAGGACUAGCAGAGCAGAAGAGGAACCAGGCACACAAGAUGGUUCCUGAUGUGCUGUCGGCCCCGUCCAGCAGUGACAGACAUGAGUUCAUACUGACCCAGUUCAUUGGAGAGUACUUUGAGAAAGCUGCAGCCUCCUCUCAGAAUGUCAAUACAGCUGAACACUACUUUGACAACUCCACUGUGGAGUGUGCCAUACAGUCCUGCCCUGAACUACUAAAAAAAGAUUUUCAGUGCAUGUUUCCUGAGGCUCCAUCUUCUGGUAUGACGGUGGUCACAGUUACCCAAAAGACCCAGAAUGAUAUGAUGUCAUGGUCUGCUGAUGUGGAACAGGAGAGAGAAAAGAUGCUUGACAAGUUUGUUGAUGGCGCGAAGGAGAUCUGCUACUCCCUGCAGAGAGAAGGAUUCUGGGCUGACUUUAUUGAUCCGUCCUCAGGCCUUGCGUUUUUUGGCUCAUACACCAACAACACACUGUUUGAGACAGAUGACAGGUACCGUCACCUGGGCUUUCAGAUUGAGGACCUGGGCUGCUGCAGAGUGAUCCAGCACUCUUUGUGGGGGACACAUGUUUUUGUGGGGACAAUAUUUACCAACGCACCAACCAGCAGCCUUGUCAUGAAGAAGUUGCAGGGGAGCUGAACACAAGCUCAGAGACACUGGGUUGGCAUUGUAACAGUUAAACAUAUAUGAUUUGGUGAUGAUAUUUUUGACUGAAGUUUCAUCAUUUUAACAAAGUUUUGUAAGAGCAUCAACUGACUCAUCCUGUUUUUACUUUUGCAACAUAUAUGUAUAAAUAUUAAUUGAUAUAUAUAUAUUGAUAUAUAUAUAUUGAUUGAUUCUAAACCAACACGCUGAAAUGCAUUACAAUAAAGUGUUUCUUGACUCAACUAAAAAACACAA
This is a messenger RNA of Dicentrarchus labrax (European seabass), 1568 nucleotides long. RefSeq names its product metabolism of cobalamin associated Db (gene mmadhcb). NCBI's taxonomy places the organism in Eukaryota, Metazoa, Chordata, Actinopteri, Moronidae. The transcript is spliced from 8 exons. The record is from RefSeq and is a predicted model, not a curated record. Gene Ontology annotation, cellular component: mitochondrion. Gene Ontology annotation, biological process: cobalamin metabolic process. The coding region runs from base 417 to 1307 and encodes 296 amino acids.